Colias croceus (clouded yellow) is the source of this 2143-nucleotide messenger RNA. RefSeq names its product NADPH oxidase 4-like. Bases 170 to 2098 code for a protein of 642 amino acids. NCBI's taxonomy places the organism in Eukaryota, Metazoa, Arthropoda, Insecta, Lepidoptera, Pieridae. Gene Ontology annotation, biological process: superoxide anion generation; defense response. The record is from RefSeq and is a predicted model, not a curated record. Gene Ontology annotation, cellular component: plasma membrane; NADPH oxidase complex. The transcript has 12 exons. Gene Ontology annotation, molecular function: superoxide-generating NAD(P)H oxidase activity.
UCUCCUUCGCACAACCGCGGCUGUAUAAUGUUCGGCCACACGUGACAUUAUUAAAAAAAAAAAAAAAAAAAAAUAGGCGGGAAAUUCGUUCGAAUUUUUUCAAACUAAAAAAAUGUUUUUGUCAUGAAUUAAAUAGCCUGUGUAUUGUAAAUUUUAUAUUUAUUAUUUUAUGCGCGAUAUGGCACGUUUUAUGAGUGUUGGUUGUGUAUUUUUAAAGCAGCGUUUCUUUUUGAUAUCAUGGAUCUCACUAGUCAUUUAUCUUUUUUAUAGCAGUUUUAUUUAUUAUUCGAACGGUCGACAAUUUUAUUAUUUAAGGCGAAUGCUAGGGUCAGGUCUCUGCGUAUCCAGAGGAACAGCGACAGUUCUUAAUGUUUGUUGUGCGCUUGUACUGUUGCCUCUAUGUAAAAAAUUGAAUCAAAUUCUGUAUCGUGUCCUGUCAAAAUUAUGCCCAGGACUCUUUUUCUUCUGGUUGGAGAGGGCGAAAAGUUUCCAUAUGACUGUAGCCUGUACGCUUCUGAUAUUUGGCGUCAUACAUUCCAUAUCCCACUUUGUAAAUCUAUGGAAUUUUUCCCGGAGCUAUGAUGAAGAAAGGAUCGAAAUAAACCUAGCUAGAUAUAAAAAUGAGAGUCCCUUUAACUUAUUGAUGAGUGUAGCAGGCGUGUCUGGGGUUUCGAUGCUGUUGAUAAUAUUAAGUAUGGGCAUAACGUCCAUGCGAGUUGUCAGGCGUAGAGUGUACAAUGCUUUCUGGUAUACGCAUCAUUUGUACCUGCCUUUUAUGGUGAUGCUGAUGAUUCAUCCAUUGAGUGGAGUCCUGAAAGAGGAGAUUUUAGACGAUGAAAUGAACAGUAUUAAUACUAGUCAAUUAUUAUAUUAUUCCGAAGAGGUAGUUGUGCCAAAAUUUUCAGCUAUUAAAUCAAAGACGUGGCUGUGGAUGGCACUACCGCUUAGUUGUUAUUUUAUGGAUCUGUUGUGGAGGAUUUUUGUUAGAAACCUAUCAAAAGUGGCGAUAGUUAGGGUAUCCCACCUGGCAGGUAGGACUCUCAGUAUAGUACUAACUUCGCCAGAAAAGUUCUCGUGUCGCAUGGGACAGUAUGUGCUGCUUCAGUGUUUGGAUGUGUCCAUGAUAGAGUGGCAUCCAUUCACUGUUGUUAAGAUUCCAACGAGUGACCAACAGGAAUUUGAACUGUGGGUCAAAGUCAAAGGCGACUGGACUGAAGCGUUGGAAAAGGUGCUUUUGGAGCGGGAACAUAAUCAAAUAAGCGUUUUAAUAGAUGGGCCAUUUUCGAGUCCGAUGGAGGGCGCGAGUAAGUGUGAUAUAGCGAUUUGCGUGGCGGCUGGCGUGGGAAUAACUCCCUUUGUAGCCAUGUUGGAGGAUAUUUGCAGAAAUCCCAGAAGUCGAUAUCCCGGAAGGAUACAUUUAAUCUGGAUUGUACGAACUGAACGCGAAGUAUAUUGGUUGGCAGAAUUAGCCAAUAAAUGCAUAAGUGAGCUCAGAUACGCGAAUCGACCAGAUAGACUCCAUCUUGAAUUAUACGUUACUAAUUCUAAAGAAAAUAAAAGCACUCAAGCAACACAUACAAUAAUUGUAAAUGAUAAAGGCAAUCUCACUCAUGUAUUACAAAGAGAUAAAAUUAACGAUACUGAGAAAACUAUACUUUUGACUCCUAAAAUCAAAAGAAAUAGCUUUAUAGAUAUAGAUGUUAAGAUUUACAAAGAUGAUUUCAGUGCAAAGAAACCAGUGAAUAAAAAUGCACGCAAAAAUGGAUCGGGGGAUGAAAAUGCUACGCUUCUAACUCCUAAGCUUAAACGGAAUAAUUUAGUUGAUAUAAAAAUGGCGAAUCUGGGGAAACUUAACAUUAAAGUGGAUGCAGGUUGUGAUGUUAUAAAGGACUAUCCGUUAGUUGGGUGUAGGAUAAGAAGAGGAAGACCGCAUUGGGAUCGAGUUUUUGGGUAUUGGGUCCAUUUGUAUCCAGGACAUCACAUAAAUCUGUAUUGCUGUGGACCAAAGAAAUUAGUGAAACUAUUAAGGAAUAAAUGUAAAUACACUUCCAUGAACACAAAGACGAAGCUGUCUUUUAUCCACGAAGCUUUCUCUUGAUUGUAUUCCGUGUAUCGACUGACUAAUAAAAUAUAGUGUAUUUUA